Messenger RNA from Enterospora canceri, 609 nucleotides. The record is from the annotation of a GenBank genome assembly. Lineage: Eukaryota; Fungi; Microsporidia; Enterocytozoonidae.
AUGAGGGACUGUUCUGAGAGCGACUCGAGUUCGAGUGACUGCUACGUGCCAGUUGGCCUCUCGAAGCAGAGAUUGGAUAGAUUUGCAAGCACGAAGCCACAGACAGUGAAUGUGCUGGUGAAGAAGGUGGCUGAAGAUGGAUUUGGUCAGCCACCAGUUCUGAGAUACGAGCAUCUUCUGGCACGAGCAGAGGAGCAUUUGAGAACGAAUUCAAAGACAGCCAGAAAGAACAUACGACUUGUAGUCACAAGACGAAAUAAGAAGACACAGGUGAAUGUGUGUGAGGUGGCAUUGCAGCUAAACAGGCAGCCUGAACACCUCUCAAAGUACAUUUUAAAGGGGCUGUUUACAGAAGGAACAAUAAACAACAAUGGGGUACUGAACAUAGACGGCAGAUUCAUCCAGAGCGAAAUAGAGAACCUGAUCAACGCCUUCAUAAACGAGUAUGUGAAUUGCAAGUCAUGUGAGUCGAUAGAUAACACCGUGAUAAUAAAAAGCAACAGGCUCUUUUUUGUAAAAUGCAACAAGUGCAAUUCAGAGAGAUGUGUUGGAAAUGCAAUAGACGGAUUCCACUUCAGCAAGCGAAGUGAUAUUGAAAAACCAAUUUAG